CAGGCCUUCCCUCCAGAUUGUCGCGCCAAAGAUGCUAAGCUGCAGAGCCCACAGCUUUCCUCUGUUGCAUCCAUUUUCUGUCGGGACUUUUUUCAAACACCUUUCACCUCCCAAAACUUCCGUCCUUAAACCAAUCAGCAAAUCCUUGGUCACCGUCGCCUCCGCCGCACCUCCUGCCACUCCCCAUUUCGGAGCCCUCAAUUCUCACCAGAAGCAACAAGUCCAUGUCUACAUCGAUUCUCUUCUCCAGUGGAACCAGAAAAUGAAUCUCACGGCGGUGAGGGAGGAAAGUGAGGUCAUGGAAAGACACAUCGAGGACUCGCUUGCAAUUAUCGAGCCGAUUCGAAAUUCCUAUGUGUCACGUUGUGGUGCUUCUUCUGAGAAUCUUAAGAUUGUCGAUGUAGGCACUGGAGCGGGGCUUCCUGGACUUAUAUUAGCUAUUGCUUGCCCUGAUUGGAAAGUGACACUUCUAGAAUCUUUGAAUAAGCGAUGCCAAUUUUUGGAGCAUGUGGCUGGGGAAACUGGUCUGUCAAAUGUGGAAGUUAUAAGAGAAAGGGCUGAGAAUUUAGGGCAAAAUCAGAACUUCAGAGAGUCAUUUGAUGUUGCAAUAGCCAGAGCAGUUGCAGAAAUGAGAAUUUUAGCUGAAUAUUGCCUUCCUCUCGUUCGCGUUGGUGGCUUGUUUGUAGCUGCAAAGGGUCAUGAUCCUCAGGAGGAAGUGAGAAGAGCAGAGAGAGCAAUACAUUUGAUGGGUGCAACUCUAUGGCAAACUUGCUAUGUUGAUUCACACAGUAAGUAUGGGCAGAGAACUGCCAUCGUUUGCUUGAAAGGUGGUCCAACCCCAAAGAAAUAUCCCAGAGAUCCAGGAACUCCAGCAAAGUUACCUCUUUAAAUAUGGUGAAUUUUAUACCCCUGCUAAGUUUUCCUACUUGUACAGCAGCUUUGAUAAUAGGACAGCACCUCACAUUUGAAGUAGGGUGCAAUGGUCAAUGCCCAAAUGACAGGAGCUAUGUGCAAACACUCUUCCCUCAAAUUUGAAACUAUUCUUACCAGUAUAAACAAGAUGUUACCAACUUUGUGGCUCACUGCCAUGAAAUUGAUCGGCAUUUUUGGGAGGUACUGGAGAAAGAGCUGAGUGGUGGUGGCUCCUGAAUCUGUUCUUGAAGCUGCUAAUUGCAGCACAGCACAGCAGAAAUGCACAGAAAACCAGUUCCGCUGAUAUAAACCAUCCUCUGCAGAAGACAGAAAAAAAAAAAAAAAAAAAAAAAAACCUCCUCUCUUCUGUUUCCUAUUCAUGUUGCUUAUUAUAAGACCUCCUACAUGUACGUUUCUCUCUAUUAUAAUGUAUUAAUUAAUGCUGACAUUUAUUUUGUGAAUUAAAUAAAGUUGACAUUUUGGUACUUAGCUUUAUUUGUUGACUAAUACCAAUCAACAUUCACAUCACAGACCACAUUAUAUAGAGGAUAAGCCGCCAGACCCCUACCUCCAAUCUUAUAUGUACCUUGCUUCUUCUCUGUUCUCUAAAUCCUGUGUUCAGUUAUCAAUUAGCUAAAGAUUUUGAAGAAAAUGGAUAGAAGUGGCACGUAUGAGUCGUCAUGGGCAGAUCAAUGGGACUUCAAUUCAGAGCAUACAACUUCAUCUAAAGAAACCAAGAAAAGCAGGUCUGGCAAUGGUGGGAUGAAAGUGAAGGUGGGUGAAGGGCUUGGGAAGACCAAAGCUAUGGCUGCGACCGGCAUCAAGAAGGUCAAGAAUGGUACUUCUGUUGGCCUUCAGUGGGUCAAGGAUAAGUACCACAAGACAACCCAAAAGAACUGAUUUCUCUUUUCUCUGUUUCAUUUUUACGUAUAGAUAUGGUUAUAUAGAUAAAUUUUUAUGCAGCCAGCUUAAAUAUGAGAUAUUGUGUAGUAUUUACAUGUUGAUGGAUUGGGAUUUCCCUCUUAUUAUAUACAUACCUCGUUAGUAUCUGAUUCUUCUUGGUAUAUCAACAUUUUCAUUGAAAUUAUGAU
Molecule: messenger RNA, 2003 nt
Organism: Ipomoea nil (Japanese morning glory)
Lineage: Eukaryota; Viridiplantae; Streptophyta; Magnoliopsida; Solanales; Convolvulaceae
Product: ribosomal RNA small subunit methyltransferase G
Exons: 7
Coding region: 32-889 (285 amino acids)
Biological process (GO): rRNA processing
Cellular component (GO): cytoplasm; cytosol
Molecular function (GO): rRNA (guanine-N7-)-methyltransferase activity
Source: RefSeq, a predicted model, not a curated record